Molecule: messenger RNA, 3966 nt
Organism: Zalophus californianus (California sea lion)
Lineage: Eukaryota; Metazoa; Chordata; Mammalia; Carnivora; Otariidae
Gene: DZANK1
Product: double zinc ribbon and ankyrin repeat domains 1
Exons: 18
Coding region: 157-2172 (671 amino acids)
Biological process (GO): eye photoreceptor cell development
Molecular function (GO): protein binding
Source: RefSeq, a predicted model, not a curated record
UAGGAAGGCAGUUUCCGCCAAUCACCUGCUCGACUCUCGUGGGCGGGGCCCGACUCGCAGCGUCUGUGGAAACCCAAGAGGCGGCCGAGGAGAGGGCAAGAGGAGGUGCCCAUUGGAAUUUAUUUUCAUCCACUUUUUUUAAUGUAAGGAGGGAAAAUGACUGCAGGCUCAGUGUGUGUUCCUCAGAUCAUACCAUUGCGAGUGCCUCCCCCCGGAAAAGCCAACCAUGAAAUUGAUAACAAUACACUUUUGGAAAUGAAAUCUGACACCCCGGAUGUCAACAUAUAUUAUACCCUGGAUGGCAGCAAACCUGAAUUUCUAAAGAGAAUUGGUUAUGGUGAAAAUAAUACAUUUAAGUAUACGAAGCCUAUUACUCUGCCUGAUGGAAAAAUACAAGUUAAAGCUGUUGCAGUCUCUAAGGACUGCAGACAGAGUAGCAUUGUAACAAAGGUGUUUCAGGUGGGCUAUGAGCCACCAAAUACAGUCUCUUCAGAAAACCAUGUUGAAAAUGUUCUCAAAGAUUCUUCCAAACAGGAAUUGAAAAAUGGAUUCGUGGGAUCAAAACUAUGGAAGAAAUAUAAGAAUGCUGAAAAUAAACAGCAUUGGAAUGUUAACCUUAGAAAGUCUACAGACCUUGAGGUAGGUGAAAGAACUGACUCUAAAACAUGGAAAGAUCUUCGUUUCUCAGAGAGUCCACUGGAAAUCCCACCUUACCAUGAAGAAUCAGGUUCUAGACCACCCACCUGCCAGUCUCAGUUCCCUAGUUUUGCACACAUAACUGGCCAGAAGAGUUUGACAAGCACGGAGAUCAUGAGAAUUCAAAGAGAGACAGACUUUCUCAAGUGUGCCCACUGCCUGGCCCCCCGCCCAUCUGACCCCUUUGCUCGCUUCUGUCAAGAAUGUGGCUCUCCUGUCCCACCCAUAUUUGGCUGUCGUCUCCCACCCCCAGAAGGAGCUCAGAUGGGCUUAUGUGCAGAGUGUGGAAACAUGGUGCCCAUGAACACUCCCAUCUGUGUGGUGUGUGAGGCCUCUCUUAUCCUACAGCUGCAGCCACAGGCCAGCCUCCGCUUGAAGGAGAAAGUAGUCUGCCGCACCUGUGGUACAGGGAAUCCAGCUCACCUGAAAUACUGUGUCACUUGUGAGGGGGCCCUGCCUUCAUUUCAAGAGCCCAUGCGCAGUGGAGAUAAAGCCCCUCCUCUGCCCACUCAGAAAGGGGAGACCAUUUCCUUCUCCAAGUGUGGUCGCAGGAACCGCCGGGAAGCUUGCUUCUGUGACUGGUGUGGAUCCACGCCGGGCAUUUCUGCUUGCUACUCUGUUUGCCCUAAAUGUGGGGCCAGCAAUCACCCAUCUGCCCGAUUCUGUGGUUCCUGUGGUAUUUAUGUGAAGUCCUUGGCAAGACUUAGCCUGGACAACAGCCUGGCUCUAGCUGCUGGAGAACUUGGCCCCUUUGCUGAGCCCCGAUCUGCCUGGCAGUCCCUAAAUGUUCCUUUACCCAGACCUAAUGCUGGGACUCGGAAGGACGUGGGCACACAGACUGCUGGCCUAUUCUACCCAUCUGGCACGCUACUAGCCAAAAAGGAACAGGAAAUGGCUUCUCAGAAGCAGAGGCAGGAGAAGAUGAGUGACCAUAAACCUCUCCUCACAGCUGUCAGCCCAGGAAGAGGAUACUGGAGAAAACAGUUGGAUCAUAUCUCUGCCCACCUCAGGUCUUAUGCUCAGAACAACCCUGAAUUCCGGGCCUUGAUCGCAGAACCCAGAAUGGGAAAGCUUCUCUCCGCUACUGUCCAUGAAGAUGGCUAUGAAGUUAGCAUUCAGCUGAAUUAUAUUCAAGUAUCCAACAAAAACCUUUACCUCAGCAAGGCUGUGGAUUUCAGCAGCCACUUUCUGAGCAGUGUCACCAAGGGUGGUGAUGGGCCACUUGGCAGCAGGUCCAGCUUGGUGAGUGACUACAGCCAAAGCACCUCAGACACCACUGAAAAAGUCAAGAGGACAAAGAAUUUCAAGACCAAAAAGUUUCAAGAAAAGGAGCAACUCACACCAAAUUCCAGCUACUUCCAGUCUUUGGAAUUCCUCACAAUUCCCCAUCCACUGAUGGCACCCUUCCAGAGUUUCCCACAGCUCUUAGAGUUUUGUUUUUCAAAAGUACAGACCAUGAACACUGAACACUUUUAACUGGAGCUUUGGAGAAAGAGACAGUGGGUGCCCUUGUUCAGCCCCUCACCUUGCCUUUCAGUCGGUCCUCUUUGGCUGCAGUAGGGAAGACAGAUGUGCUUAGCAACAAGCCCAAAGCCUGGGUUUCCCCCAAGAUGAAGAUGGGCACGUGUGGGUUCUUUCCUCCACCUUCCAUGGAGCCAGGUCCUCAGGGUGCCCUCAGGGGUGUGUAUACUUGUGUCCAGCUUGUAUCAUUAUUUCUCCAAAGGCAGGUGACUUCUCGCCUCAUCUUGUGUUUUCCCACCACGUGCUUUGCAUCUCAUAAACACCAAUAAAUUUGGAAAGAAGACCUUAGAAUUAUAUUAACAUGUAUUGUGUAUAAUUCCUUGCACUCUUGGCCUUCUCUCAGUUUAAAAUAUUGUCAUUGAGUAGAAGAGAAGUAUAGAGUUAUAUAAACUUUAACAGUUUUGGAGACUAUACCUGCUUACACUGUAUGUGACCCAAAUCUCCCCAUUGCUAUGUGCCUUUAUUUUCUCAUUUGUGUUUAGGGGAUAAGUAUCAGACAAAUAAUAACAGCAUCCAGUGGUUCACUCAUUCAGUGGUUAUUUGAAGCACACAUAUACCAGGCAUAGUUCUCGGUGGUGAAAAUAAAUCAUGAACAAAAGCUAUAAAGGUCUCAGACCUCAUGCGGUGACAUUCUAGUGCAUUCUAGUAUAAGUUUCCAUAAGGAAUGGAAUUCAGUAAGAACAAAUGUGCCCCCCCAGACUUUCUAGGGGUUCACUUUAAUAUUAGAGUACCUUGUUCCAAGCUAAUCACCUUAGAGUAGGGGGCGGAAGGGACACAGCCUGAACCCAGGAUUUUCUUCCAGAAGGUUCGCAGGCCUUGACCAAUGUCCUCAUCCUGAUGGCUCCCCAGAAAGACAGGAGGGGGUAGAUAUAUUAUUUCUUCUUUACAGACAGGAAAACGGGAGUCCUGGGACAAACCACCCCAGGUCACCCUCAGAACCAGUGAUGGAAACAUACUGAAAGCAAUGUCUCUGGCUUUCUAGACUGUCUCUUCAGCCUUGUGGCAACCAGCAUUUGUAAUCCUUUAUAUAUAAAGAAAGAUUGCAUAGCAAGGGGAAUUUCAUCACAUUUUGAAAACAGAGCAUAUAAUAAAUUCUUCAGAUUUCUGAUGAUAGGUGAGAGCUUUUUCUUCCCCCAAACAAGAUUCGACUUUAUCAGUUCACUCAUGCCUCAGGUGAGCACGUUUUCUGAACAGUCAUACUUAGGCUGAUUCUGAACCCUUUAUAAAACUGUGCAGAGGAAAUAUUAGGAUUCACCCGGUUGCUUUUCUUAGGAAUAUUUAUUUCCUUUGUAAUAAAACUAGUGUGGGGUUUCUGGGGGUGGUGAGGUUUCUCAUUGCAUCCCUGUCCUGUCCUUAAAGAUAAAACAAUGUCAAUGUGGUAUUCUUCCCCGAGACAAGGUUUCAGAGACCAGGAAGAUUUACAUUAGCUAGGUUUUUUUAUGCUGCUGGUGUCGAAGACCACACACAUGCUCACACGCACACACACGCUCACACUCACCUGUCCCUGGAGCUCAGAACUUAACCUUAGAGAGGAAGUGUUUGCCUUGGGAAUUGGGUCUGGGCAAGGGAGACAGUGCGAAUUCACGGCGGUGGAAAUGACCUUGUGUAACCCUGCAGCCUGAAAACAGGCUUCUGCUGAAGGAAGUUGGACCAACAGGGGAAGGGAGAGUCUCUGUGAUUGAACAGCUGCUUGAGGAGGUAAGUACAACUCAGAGAACAAGUCUCUCUGAGGAUUUCAGCCUCACAUUU